Messenger RNA from Mus musculus (house mouse), 6037 nucleotides. It is a transcript of the gene Cfap97, whose product is annotated as cilia and flagella associated protein 97. The transcript is spliced from 6 exons. NCBI's taxonomy places the organism in Eukaryota, Metazoa, Chordata, Mammalia, Rodentia, Muridae. The record is from RefSeq and is a predicted model, not a curated record. The coding region runs from base 1538 to 3163 and encodes 541 amino acids.
AGUUUGUGCUUGCUUCCUUAGUACCUUUAUUUAAGUGCUGAGAACUUAUUAUGGCUGUAACAAAUUACUACAAAGUUAGAUGUAUAAAACAACUCAUUGAUUUGGAUUAGGGAGCUGUGGAGGUCAGAAAUCUAAAAUCCAGGCAUAUUUGAGUUCUUUCGGGGUAGAAGCCACUUCUCCCCUCUUUUCAGUCUUCCAGAGAUGCAUGCAUUCUUUGGCUCAUUGACUCUUCCACACAUCACUCAACUAUUUUGUGUCCCAGCUCCUACAACUAACUGGCUUGGAAGCUUUUGCCUCUCCCUUUUAUAGGGAUUUAUAGUGGCUGAUUACACAAUGAGCUCCUGGAUAAUGUAAAUUUAAUUGCAUCAGCUAAAUUCUUGUGCCAGAUAAAGUAACAUAUUCGUGUACUCUGGUGAUUAGAGGAUAGAGAUCAGGAGUGUACUGCCAUUCCUGACCCUUAGAUGUGUCAACAAGAAAUUAAGGCACUCAACCGUCUAUAGAGAUCAUUUUUUAUAUUGCUUAAAGUGGACCUUCACCAUCAGAAGGGCCAUCCUUUAUGGGUUACCUGCCCCGGUGCAUAUUAACUAUGCUUGAAUUUGAAAUUUUUUCCUCCUUUGACACGGGCCUCACGAUAUAGCCCUGGCUGGCCUGGAAGUCACUAUGUAGAACACAGGGAUUCCUCUCCCUCUACUCCCAAGUGCUGAGACCAAUGGCAUCCGCCACCAGGACUGGUUCGUGUAAACAGCGUUUUGCUGAAAUAAAAUCGAACAAAACACACAGUCGUCCUCCAUUUUUAUUAUUGUCAUCUUGUUACAGAAUUACAAGAUUACAGCGUCUUUUUAGGAAACCAUCCCGGACGUCUAGACCUACCGCAGCGUCGUGGGUAGGCGAGCAGGUGAUGCCCUGGACAACAGGGAGGCCUUGGUGGCCUCCUUUCCAUGAGCCUCCGAGACCUCGCGAGGUCCUGCCGAGAAGCUGUCGCCCCUGCAGCGCCGGCCUGAUCACUUUGACCGGGUCUCCCGGAACUACGGACGACAGGAGCGCAGCCCUCACCCUCGCCGGCAGAGACUCGGCUCCGCGCUCGCCCCGCCUUUCCCCUUCCGCUGAGUCCAACCCCCGGAGCUUCCGCCCGCGCUCAGGCGUGCGCCGGUCUCCGUUAGCUUCUACCGCGGGGGAGGGAGAACGGUGGAGGUGUGGCUGCGCGUGCGCAGAGCGAGCGAGAACCCGAACGCUCCGCGGGGCGCAAGAGUCCGUGGCGGCCACAGUUCGCAGGUGAGCGGCGCUCGGGCUUCCGCAUCCGGUCGGUCUCCAGCGGGCGAGACGGCCCUCCCCUGCGUUCGGGGUCCGUUUCCCCGGUUCAGUGCCCGACGGAGGCGAGCACCCGGGGAGGCAGAGUAAGAACCUGGGCUGAGCCUUAAAUCUCCAGACCUCUUUGUGGGAUAAACCCAACUGUUGUAGGUCUUUUUCUAGACACUGGAUGUAUAAAGGUGAACAAGAAAGACCUCUGGAGCGCCCAGUCUGAUACACUUUUGGCGUCAUGGAUCGGUUUGGAGAUAUCUCAGAAGGUGAAGUAGACCACUCUUUCUUUGACAGUGAUUUUGAAGAUGCAAAGAAAUGUGAAAGUAAUUCCAUUUUUGACAAGCAAAAUGAUGAUGACCUUAAGGAAGGAAUAAAUAAGGACACCAAAAAUGUAAACUUGAAAUUUGGAGUACAAAAUGAUCAUCUUAAGGAGAAAAUAGAUAAUAACACAGAAAAUGUGAACUUGAAACUUGGGCUACAAACAACAGAAAAUUACCUUACUCAGAAAGGAAAUGAAAGGAAAGCAAACUUUUCUUCAAAGGAACAACAUAUAGAAAAUGAUCCUACACAAGCACGAAGUUCCUCAGUGUUGACUUCUUCACGAUCAAAAAAAUCGUGUGAUGCCACAAAAGGACAUAAAUUAAACUUGCCCGUUCCAGAUAGAAUUCCUAAGAUUGUGAAAGGUGAGGACGAUUACUACACGGAUGGGGAGGAAAGCAGCGACGAUGGGAAGAAGUACGUGAGGUCUAAGUCAGCCAAGCCCUCUAGCAACUUAAAAAAAAACGUGAGUAAGAAGUAUUCCUCCUCCUCCUUGUCUUCCUCAUCUUCAAGAUCAAACUCAGACUGCUCAGAUAUGGGGUCUGACAGGCAAAGGAGAUCUGAGUCACACUCAUCAGGGAAGUGUGUUUCUAGUGUAACCCCCUCAUCACCAAAACAGAGGUGUAAGUCAGGAAGAAAAUCAAGUGCACAGCCUUCCAGCACUAAACAAAAGACUGGUGACUAUCAUGAGUCCGAAGGCAAUGUACCAGACAUAACUCCUUUGUCAACUCCAGAUGUCAGCCCUGCCCAGUCGCUUGAGUUGGGCCAACCGCCUGAUCAAAAAGUAAAAGUUAAAAAACAAGAAAAUGUGAGCCGGGAUGUAUAUGAGGAUGCAGAGGCUUUAAAGAAUGAUUCAAGAUGUGUGAAAUCAGCCAAAAGGAAAGAAAAGCAUGGACAGAGUUUUGCUCCAAAAUCUUCAGUGUUAGAUGCAAAUCUAGACCGUAGAUCUAAACAAAAAGUCUUACAUGACACAAUGGACCUAAAUCAUCUGUUGAAAGCUUUCCUGCAGUUAGAUAAAAAGGGACCACAGAAACAUCACUUUGAGCAGCCUGCAAUAAUACCUAGGAAGAACUACUCUUUCACAAGAGAAGAGGUGAGACAGAUUGACCGGGAAAAUCAGAGGCUUUUGAAAGAACUGUCAAGACAGGCUGAAAAACCAGGAAGCAAAAGUACAAUUCCCGGAAGAUCGAUCGGCCAUCCCCCUAAGUUGUAUCAUAGUGCUCUCAACAGACAGAGGGAACAACAAAGGAUCGAAAGAGAAAAUAUGGCUUUAUUGAAACGACUUGAAGCUGUGAAGCCAACAGUUGGCAUGAAACGCUCUGAACAGCUGAUGGACUACCAUCGGAAUAUGAGUUACCUCAAUCCUUCACCGUCCGUCCGACGAGUGAGAUCUACUCUUGGCCAUUAUAGCCCACUGAGAGGAGCUUCCAGGACAUCCAGUGCAACCAGUGGUCUCAGCUGUAAGACUGACCGAUCAGUGUUGGACACAUCCAAUGGCUUUUUGCUAAGACCGAAACCCCCGAAUGUUCGUACUGCUUGGUUGUAAAACCUUUUUUUUUAUGAUAUACAUUGUUCAUCUGUUUGUCCUAUUUUAACAAUGUAUUUUUCUGUACUACUAUAACUAUUUGCAAACAUCUGUAAUACUUUUUUUCAACAAUUUAUGCAACAAUGAGUAUAAUUUAUUGUUGUUCAGUGCAAAUUGUUAUCAAAAGACACCUUGCUGUAAAAUCAGUGUUUGAUACGGUGGCUGGCGUAUUUAUAGGAGCUGUAUGUCUGUUUAAUAGAGAAGAGGUUUGUUACAUGUGACUAUUUCUUCAAUAUAGAAACUCAGUUGUGCUGACAAAGCAGCAGUGGUGACAAUCUGUGUUGAAGCCAAGACACUCACUAUAUAGCUCUUAAUCUAUGUGAUUUUCAGUUAUCAUAAGCGCUAAACACGGAGCUUGCCUUGUAAACGUGCACCUGUGCUUCUGUCUGCUCUACGUUGUCUGUAACUCGAGUCCUCACGUGCUUAUGUGAGUGUUAGACUCCUUAUGAAAACGCUUUGACGUCUGCUUCCAUGGAGAAGCUGACUUAGAUUUGAUGAGGAGGUGAGGAGCUUGUACUGUGCAAUCCCUGAUUCACCAAAGACACUUCUGAAGAGUCUGACUCUCCACCCACACCAUCUCACACUGUGAGUAACAGGGUUCACUUCAGAAGCUGCUCUCUAUGCCGUCUGGUAAAAUACUCUUAAGGAUUCUGAGGCAAGAGGUAGGCUUGAACAGCCUCAUGUCUUGUGAGUUGUGACUGGUUUGUAUCCAGAUCACUUGCAUAAUAAACAAAAGCAAGUAUUUGUUGGAUCAGUGAGCAACACUCUGAGCUUGAAGAACCAGAAGCGCAUGCCUAGAGUAUGUUAGAGCAGUGUUGGAAAUGACACUGUUAGUCACUGUGUGUGCUGCUGUUGUGUAUUUAUUGUAGUAAUAGAAGGCUUAGAGCAAGGAAGAAAUGCUCUAGAGAAACCAAAUAGAAACAAGAAAGAAAGUAAUCACACAUUGCCUAAAGCUAUUGCCUUGAUGCUAGAGAAUUCCCUUGCUUUGGUUUGGCUGAAUCCUAGAAGCACCAUUCUUACCAUUCUCACAUUUGAAGGUCUGUUAAUCCUCAUGGAAUUGCUAGUGACACAUAGGUGUGAAACAGUUGACUAUGAAAAGUAGAAUAGUUUCCUGUCAACCUAGAGGCUGUUCUUUUAUAGAGCAAAGUGUGUGACAUUUCAUAGUCAUAACCUUUUCAUUGCUGGUCUUGUCAGCAUGUCUUUAGUAGAUAUAUGUAAGUUUCAUAUUCAAUGACACGUUUUGCUUAAAAUAUGAGUUUUCCCUAGCCACAGAGAGAUCCGUCUGGUGCCAGUGCUCCAGCACUGUGGCAUGUGUACCACACCUGCUCCAUCUUCCUUAGCAGGGAGGCGGACUGCACUUAGCAAACAAACACCAGGGCAUACAUUGCUGGUCUCCCUUUAAUAGACGGUGUUUCAGAUAGAGCAGCGAAGGGAGAAAAUGCUGAGGCCAAAACAAUGCUGAGCACAUAUAGCACACACACAGACCGCACACGCACGAACACACACACACAUACACACAAACACACACAAAAAUGGGUCGGAACACACAUGACUACCGGUUUCCCACUGCUUUUGGAGGGCUGCAACAUUCUUCAGCAGUUUGUCUCUUUGUUCUAGUGAACAAGAUUUUAUCCAUGCUUUAUAUGCCUCUUAGCUGUACAAACAAAGGGUUUAUUUUGUCUUAGUUUUUAACACUGCACUUUUAAUGUUUUUGUAACAACUUAAAUUUAAAAUGCAGCAUUUUGGCAUUUUCCCAGUAGUGAAUUAAUCACUUGAAAGCAGAUUUUUGUGGCGGAAAUAAAUGUGUAUAUAUAAAACCUUUUAUGUUCACAGCGGCAUUAGCCUAGGAAUACAUUUUAUUUGGUUUCUCCAAGUUUCAUAGCUAAAGCUAGAAUUUGAUUUUAAAUGCUAACUUAUGUCUUAGUUUGUACUGUUUGGAAGAAGCUUAUCUAAGUAUUACUGAUAACAAAGGAUUCAACUUCAAGUAAAGGACAAGCAUCUUUUAAAAUCCACUUAGCAUGUUAUGUUUAGGUGCGUAUCUGGCGACUGUAGAGAUGGGUAGGGAUUACAAACUUAGCACUCACUGAUGGAAGGUAGGAUUUAGGAGGCAUUUGCAGUGGAGCAGUCAUGAGUACGUUCAUCUCUUCAGCCUCACCUCCACAAAUCUGUAGGGUUAGCACUGUUGCAUGGCUGGCUGGCCCUUAGCACACGUGCUCGGAAGAUCUGCAUCUGCAGCUAGACAGCGGGCAGGUCUGCUGACUCGUAGACAGAUCUGAGGACAGUUUUCAUCUCGAUUGAAUGUUACCUCCUUCUCUAGUAAGUUUUUGUGAAAGAUUUCAGACUAUUAAAAUGACUUCUUAAGGAGUAGCUACUACCUUACCCCCUCCUCUCAGUCUCCAUCCAAACCCACUCUCACGGCUACUCCACUAACGCUGUGCUUUGCUUGUAAAGUAACACCAUGCAGUUGUGCGCAACCCAAGUAUCAAAAGCAGCUACGCGGCUCUGAAAGGUGAUUGUGAUAGGUUCUGCUUCUCAUCUGCAGAUACAAUGCAGCAACUCCAAAGUAUUAAGAUUACAGUAAAGCUGAAGACGCACCUUUGCCCUGGUUAGCAACGCAAAACCUGUGUCGUCGUAAAUGCCAAAGUCUUAGUGUGUAAAUGUCUGUACACCGUCACAGCGAAUGAGCUCACUGCUAAUGGCCGAGUUGCUUAUUUUCAUGAAUAAAGAUUAGCAAGAAACUUUUAAACCAUCUUUUUAAAAAAUGUCCUAGUUUGUUAUAUUUUAGGCAUGAAGAACUAGCUUGGCCUACUGAAGAAAUAAAAGAUUUAAGAAGAA